Suillus bovinus is the source of this 1462-nucleotide messenger RNA. RefSeq lists its product as uncharacterized. Gene Ontology annotation, molecular function: protein binding. Gene Ontology annotation, cellular component: membrane; cytoplasm. NCBI's taxonomy places the organism in Eukaryota, Fungi, Basidiomycota, Agaricomycetes, Boletales, Suillaceae. The coding region runs from base 99 to 1367 and encodes 422 amino acids. The record is from RefSeq and is a predicted model, not a curated record. The transcript has 8 exons.
UCUCCGACCGAACAAGCACUUGUUGGACCCUGUUAAACUGUAGCUGAGCCCAAUUUUAUCGUCUGAUCCACGCUCUCGACAUAGCUCGCAGACUGUGGAUGUCUCAGCAAUCAGCAGUCCCAAAGCCUUCACUCCAGGGGGUUCGCACAAAAGUACGCAAAGGCCAAGUCAAAGCACAGGCAAAGCACGAGCCAGCGGUCUUUAGAGACCAGCUCUACAAACAUCUUGAAACAGUUCCAGAGAACGAUUUCGACGGAUUCAGCGCUAAACUUGUACAGGCCGGUGGGACACUCGAGUAUCUCAAAUAUGCCGACACCUUGUUUGAGAUCCUCCUGGUCGGCGGGCUCAUCCAGCCGGGUGGGUCAUAUCUCGAUGAUGGCGCACCCAUGUCGCCAUUCUCUAUUUUUAACGCACGCAACCCGCCCGACAUCGAAGAGUUGAAGAAGUAUGUCGAUGUAUUUAACAAAUUGAAUCGAAGGUUCAAAUAUCUUCAGAAACCCUUCGAGGAGCAAAGUCUCCCCACUCUCCUGCAGUACAUCGGCCGGUGGUCAUCCGAGCAACGCGACAAGCUCGCCAUGACAAUUGGUCUCCUUCUUUCGCAGGGCCUUGUGACCGCAGCUUGUCUGCAGAGUUUAACCAAGGAUCACCUCGUCAAGAACGACCAGUCCAUCAACAUCCUUGCACUGGUCUUUAGCGCAUACCUUACUGACCAGUCGAUCGAUCACCUUGCUGCGACCCUCAAACGCGGCAAUAUCAAAGAUCUUCUCCUCUUUUUCCCUCCAAAUAAGAGGGAUGCCAAGGUUCUCGAUGCUUUCUUCCGGGAGAAAAACCUUCCUACCGUGGCCGACUGGUACACAAAGAAGCAAUAUGCGAUCGCGAAAGACGCAAUCAUGAAGGAACUAAAGGAGGUGGUAGAACGCAGCGAUGAUAGUGAAUCAAUCAUAUCUGCAAUCCAGAGUAAACUAGAGGAGCAGCGGCUUCCUGAGUCGGAGCUUAUACAGAGCAUCUGGCAGGGCCUCAUGGCUUCCGUAGAUUGGAGUGCACGCCCUGAUCAGAUCGAAGGCCUUGCACUACGCGAGGUCGGGAAAUUUGCCCCAGUUCUCGUGGCCUUCUGUAAAGGCCCAAAAACCCAGGUCGCUUUGAUCAAUAUCGUACAGGUCUACUGUUAUGACGAUACACGUGUCAUGAAGGCCUUCCCACAGAUCUUGAAGGUUUUGUACAAUAAGGACUGCGUCUCCGACCAGGCGAUCAUCUACUGGCACCAAAAAGGAUCUAAGCCACAAGGAAGACAGCACUUCCUGAAGGCCACCGAGGGUUUGGUCAAGUUCCUUCAGGAGCAGGAAGAAAGCGAGGAAGACGAAGAGUGAUGUAUGGACUGAUACGCUCCCCAAUUAGAUGUGUCUUUCCGUGUUGCUGUUCAUCUUCUUUCCCUGUAUGUACACCGUAGGAUAAUUCACAUGUA